GACAUUUAUCACGGACGGGUGUUCAUACAGAUUGGUUCCGGGUAUUAGCAGUGUAGGGGCUAACGUUAGCUGAAGCGCAAUCUCCACUCCGCCUUCUUCGACAGAGUGGAUUAACAGAAAUUCCGGAACAGGAUGGAUGGUGAAGAAAGAACCUACGGUGGCUGUGAAGGGCCAGAUGCCAUGUAUGUGAAGUUGAUCUCUUCAGAUGGCCAUGAAUUCAUUGUGAAAAGAGAGCAUGCCUUGACAUCUGGGACUAUCAAAGCCAUGUUGAGCGGGCCAGGUCAAUUUGCUGAGAACGAAACCAAUGAAGUGAACUUCAGGGAGAUUCCAUCUCAUGUCUUGUCCAAAGUCUGCAUGUAUUUCACCUACAAGGUCCGUUACACCAACAGCUCCACAGAAAUACCUGAAUUCCCCAUUGCUCCAGAAAUCGCACUGGAACUGCUCAUGGCUGCAAACUUCUUGGAUUGCUAAAGUUACGAAGAUAAUGUAGAACCUUAAACAUUUUUAGAUUUUUUUUUUUGAAUAUUUAACUUGUUUUGCUCUGUAUACCACAUGAAACAUGAAUGACAAUAUCACCAUGAGAUUUUUUUGUUUGCCCCUGGUUUUCUAUCUUAAUUUUAUUAGUAUUAAAGGAUUUCAUUUUAAUAUAAUACAUUGAUAUGGCAGGUUGAAUCCCUUUCCCAAGAAUGUGAUAAAUGUGCCCCCAGCCCAAGAAAUCUUUCUUCACCUAUCUACCUGAAUAAAGACUUGUUCGGUGA
Messenger RNA from Toxotes jaculatrix (banded archerfish), 758 nucleotides. RefSeq names its product elongin C paralog a (gene eloca). Bases 133 to 471 code for a protein of 112 amino acids. Gene Ontology annotation, molecular function: protein-macromolecule adaptor activity. Lineage: Eukaryota; Metazoa; Chordata; Actinopteri; Toxotidae. Gene Ontology annotation, cellular component: elongin complex. The transcript is spliced from 4 exons. The record is from RefSeq and is a predicted model, not a curated record. Gene Ontology annotation, biological process: ubiquitin-dependent protein catabolic process.